AACAAACUGAAGCUCGGUUGCAAAUUCAAUAUCAUUUAACAAAAAGAACCACAUUACGCGCACGUUGCCUCCGACCUUCUCCCGCGUCUCGCCGCCCGCAGCCGUGCGCGAUCGACUGCCAGCGAAGUGAUCCAGUGAAAGACACUGACGACCAAUAGGAAGCGGAGCGCGGCUUGUUUCCGAGGGGAGGCCCCGGGAGGCGAUGCCAAGCCGCUCGGAGGCGACUCAGUGAGCGGGGGGAGAAGCGCAGGCAGCAGCCGGGACCGUGGAGAUCCUGCAGCCGCCUCACGGUGCCUGUGCGUGCGGGGGAAAGCGGCGCGGGGUCGCCCGGAGUGUGACGCCUGAGACGCAGCAGAUUGAUCGUCAGUUGGAGCCACAGUGGAGCAACAUGGAUGGAUUUCAUGACCAGCAAGUGCCUCACUGUAACUCCACACGGCUGCAGGAGAAGACGAGGAGCUGCGAGAGGCCAGCAAAUGACAGAAAGAGAAAAUUCAUUAAGUCCGACCUGGCUCAGGACACUGAAGAGCUCUUCCAGGACCUCAGUCGGCUGCAGGAGACCUGGCUGGCAGAAGCUCAAGUUCCCGACAAUGACGAGCAGUUCGUUCCAGACUUCCAGACUGAAAACUUGGCGUUCCACGGACUGCAGCUGAAGAUCAAGAGAGAGCUGCACAGCCCGUGUUCGGAGCUGAGCUCCAACUGUUCUCAAGAGCGGCCCUUCAAACUCCAGUAUGGAGAGAAGUGCCCGUACAGCGUCAGUGCCUAUGAGCAGAAGCAGCCUGCAGGAAUGAAGCCCUCCAGCCCAGUGACGCCCCCCUGUAGCACCCCUGUGUCCCCCCUCCACCAUGCCUCACCCACGGCCGCCCCGACGCCCAAACCAGACAGGACCUACGCUCACAUCCCGUCCUCCCAGCCGCUCGCUGACAACACCUACUCCAUGGACCACAGAUUCCGACGUCAGCUCUCCGAGCCGUGCCACUCGUUCCCCUCCCCGCCCACGAUGGCUCGGGACAGCCGGCCCAUCUACCACAGGCAGAUGUCGGAGCCCAACAUCCCCUUCCCUCCUCAGGGCUUCAAGCAGGAGUACCCCGACCCGCUGUUCGAGCACCCGGCCAUGAUGGGGGCGCCGCUGCCCCACACGUACCCCACCACCAUGAUGAUCAAGCAGGAGCCCCGGGACUUCACCUAUGACUCAGCUGAAGUGCCGAGCUGCCAUUCUGUCUACUUACGGCAAGACGGCUAUCUGGCUCACACCACCAGGACUGAAGGGUGUAUGUUUGAAAAGGUGGCGAGGCAUUUCUACGAUGACACCUGCGUCGUGCCAGAAAAGGCCGAAGGUGACAUCAAGCAGGAGGCAGGCCUGUACCGCGAGGGCCCGUCGUACCAGCGCAGAGGCUCGCUGCAGCUCUGGCAGUUCCUGGUCGCUCUGCUCGACGACCCGUCCAACUCGCACUACAUCGCCUGGACCGGCCGCGGCAUGGAGUUCAAGCUCAUCGAGCCGGAGGAGGUGGCACGUCGGUGGGGGAUACAGAAGAAUCGACCGGCGAUGAAUUACGACAAGCUCAGCCGAUCGUUGCGCUACUACUACGAGAAGGGGAUCAUGCAAAAGGUGGCCGGCGAGAGAUACGUCUACAAGUUCGUGUGCGACCCCGAGGCCUUGUUCUCGAUGGCGUUCCCCGACAAUCAGCGGCCGGUGCUGAAGACGGACAUGGAGCGGCAGAUCAACGAGGAGGACACGGUGCCGCUGUCGCACUUUGACGAGAACAUGGCCUACGUGCAGGAGGCGCCCUACUGCCAACCGCACCCCUACAGCGAGGGCUACGUUUAUUAACGGCAACCCCCCCCCUCCUCCGCCUCCUCCACCUCCUCCUCCUCCUCCUCCUCCUCCUCACACACUCACACACUCAUGCCCUCAAACACACACCUCCAUUCUCCAUCUCUUCUUCCAUCCUCCGUCACUCCAGAGACUGUUGUGUCCUCUAAUUCACAGUCGCUCCAGGAAUAAGACUGAACACACACAUGCAGCGGAGCUUUCUCUCUCUCUCUCUCUCUCUCUCUCUCUCUCUCUCUCUCUCUCUCUCUCUCCUCCCUCCUCUCUCUCUCUCACAUAAACACACACGUCCUCUGGUUCUUUUUGCUCUUGUCUUUCUGACGUCCACAGCAGGAUGGAGAGUGCACUUUACGGACAGGAGGAGCGACGCGGCGUUAACCUGCUAGCUAUGAGCUAUGUGGUGGUUUAUGUUUGUACAUUAACGUGGGAAUCGUUCUGUUUGUUUCUUCUGUUUUUUUUAUUAUUCUGAUAUUUGUUUGUCGGAGCAUGUGGCUGCGUGUUGAGACGGGACCCAACGACGACAGACGAAGCGACCUCGUCCGCACACGAGCAGCGAACGGGCGGACGAGCGCUUUCGUUCGACCUUUUCCUCGUCAUCCUGGCGACGUAUUGUUCAACGAUACUUUCGUGGUGAAGGGACACAAUUUCAGACUUGACAGAGAAAUGAAAGAGACGUUCAGCUACCGUCAGUGGGAACUGCGAGCGACGCCGCCAUUUUGAACAGCGACCUCUGCCCCCCCUUGGUCCAAUCAAACUGUAGAUCUCACGUAGGUGUUUCUGCUGUGACGACACGAACUCCCCCGGAGACGAGACGAGGCGGCGCACACGGACGCGCGGGAACUGUUCUGAGCUGCGUGGAUGAAACUUUUCUGCAUCGCAGCCUGUGUUUAGGAUAAUCAAUAAAGCCGCAGGCCGCUGUAAGAUAACUCAUUAACUGUAAACUGCAGUUUCCUUUGUUUCUCAAAGAGCCACUCAUUUGUCAUUCAGCUGUUUUUGGAAAUGAAUAACUGGGGGAAGCGUAUGUACAGUACAAAGCAACACACUCGUGAGGGUUGAGAAGGUUUGCAGCCGAUAAAAGGCUGAAAAAUCAAACCCGAAAUCCAACAUGUCCCUGAUUUCUGUUUUCUUUUUGGAUCCAGGUGAACAUGAGGUGUAAACUUUGCUUUAAAAUGUUGCAUCGCCAUUGAUAAGGUUGUUUUUUUGGGGGGUUUAAAAAAAAAAAAUGUAUAAGAAAUAUCUAGAGUUUUAUAAUGUGAUGACAAACAUUCAUGUUAUAACAAAAAUAGUGUUCCAUUGUAUAAUCAGGUAAAUCCACAUUUUGUUGCUGCUUCAAAUUGUUUGUGUAUUUUCUAGUCUCAAGAUAUUAAAAAAAAAAAGAAAAGAAAAAGAAGUGCGGCAGAUAUCGGCUUGCUAUUCUUUCAUUUCCAAUUUUUUCUUAUUUUUAAUUUUGCUUUUUUUAAUUUGUUUUAUUUGAACAUUUAAAAAAAUUAAAAAAUGUCUGGUCUGUAUGAGUUUUGUUCUCGAGGGCCACAUGUCUGGGGCGGGAUUGGCAAUAGCAGAAAUUCUGUAAUAAAAUAUCCCUGAAAAACAA
Hippoglossus stenolepis (Pacific halibut) is the source of this 3419-nucleotide messenger RNA. It is a transcript of the gene etv1, whose product is annotated as ETS variant transcription factor 1. Gene Ontology annotation, cellular component: nucleus. The transcript has 13 exons. Gene Ontology annotation, molecular function: DNA-binding transcription factor activity, RNA polymerase II-specific; sequence-specific DNA binding. Gene Ontology annotation, biological process: cell differentiation; regulation of transcription by RNA polymerase II. The record is from RefSeq and is a predicted model, not a curated record. NCBI's taxonomy places the organism in Eukaryota, Metazoa, Chordata, Actinopteri, Pleuronectiformes, Pleuronectidae. Bases 389 to 1828 code for a protein of 479 amino acids.